AUGGCUUAUCGUGGCGACUCCGGAGGACUAGUUACCUUGUCACCAUGCAUCAUCGCCGUCCAUGGCCUCGGCGCCAACGUGGAUUGGUCCUGGACGUGGAAAGAUCCGAAAGACCCGAGCCGCCAUGUCAAGUGGCUCCAGGAUACGAAUAUGCUCCCGAGCGUCGUUCCUGAAUCGCGGGUCGCGCUCUAUAACUACGACUCCAGGUGGCACGCUGACGCACCCAGGACCCGUCUCCAGUUGUGCGGAGAGGAUCUCAUCCGUAGCAUCCGAAAUUUCCGGGAAGGGAUCGCGGACCGACCAGUUGUCUUCGUUGGCCAUAGCUUAGGCGGCAACGUCAUUCAGCAUGGCCUCCUGUACGCCAAAUCAGAUGACGAGUUUCAGCAUAUCGUGACUUGGACGGCGGGCGUCAUCUUCCUGGGCUCGCCGUUGAGGGGCUCCAAAUUUCAGCCCGUGUCCCAAGCCCUGACAUUACUUCUCCAGCCCGCUGGCUCCCACGACGGCAUCGUCCGUGAGCUGGCACCCAAUGAUGCAGCCCUUCGAGACAAGUUACACGAAUUCUGUCGGAUGACGAACACACACUCUCUGCCUGUGUCUUGCUUCUUCGAAAUGUACGAGGCUGACUACGGGAAACGUGUGCUGCGAGGGGUCAUUAAAGGAAUGGUAGUCGACGAGAUCUCCGCUUGCAUCGAUGGCGCCAAUAGGAUCGCGCUCCAAGCGGAUCAUUUUAUGAUGAAUAAGUUCUCCAAUCCUCACGAUCGCUCCUUCGAAAGAGUGUCACAGGAGCUGCGAAGGAUGUGUAAAGGGGCUCAAGCUGUUGUCCAGCAACGGAUACCAAAUUCCGACCUUUCUGAGCAAGAUACCAAGUUCCUCGCCGACCUGCGAUCCACCGACCCCAGCGACGACAAGGCACGCAUCGAGCGCACCAAGGGCGGCUUGCUGCGCGACUCAUACCGCUGGAUCCUUGAUCACGACGACUUCCGCCGAUGGCGCGAGGACGGCGACCAGAGCCGACUGCUCUGGAUCAAGGGUGAUCCCGGCAAGGGCAAGACAAUGCUGCUCUGCGGCAUCAUCGACGAGCUGGAGAAGACGUCUGCAGGCACACGCACUCUGUCGUACUUCUUCUGCCAGGCGACCGAUGUGCGCCUGAACAACGCGACGGCUGUGCUUCGCGGACUCAUUUAUCAGCUCCUCGAUCAAGAGCCCUGCCUCAUCGGGCACGUGCGAAAGAAGUACGACCACGCGGGCAAGCAGCUAUUUAAAGACGCCAACAGCUGGGACGCCCUGUCCAAGAUGCUGAUUAGCAUCCUGAAAGAACCUAGCCUGCGCCACACGUAUCUAAUUAUCGACGCACUUGAUGAGUGCGAGGCGGACCUCGACCAGCUUCUACAUCUGAUCGUCCAAGUGUCCACGUUAUCCCGCGUAAAGCUGGUUGUGUCUAGUCGUAACUGGCCGGACAUUGAGAAUGCCCUGGGUGAUGCAACACAGAAAAUUCGGUUCUGUCUAGAGCUAAACCAAGAGUCGAUCUCGGCUGCUGUUGACAAAUACAUACAGUACAAGGUAGACCAGCUAGUGCAACGGAAAAGGUACGACUGUAAAACACGGGAUGUUGUUCAGCAGCACUUGGUUUCAAACGCAAACAACACUUUUCUCUGGGUAGCCUUGGUCUGUCAAGAGCUGGCGGAUCCAAGGGUCCUAAAAUGGCACAUCCGCGCAAAGUUGCAGAAGUUUCCGCCAGGGCUUGAUUCGCUGUACGCGCGGAUGAUGGACCGCGUUUUCAGCUCAGACGAUGCAGACCUCUGCAGGCAGGUGCUCAGCCUUGUGUCAAUUGCAUACCGCCCGCUCAGCUUGACGGAGCUGGCGUCUCUUGCCGAGUCGCUUGAAGAAUACGCUGAUGAUGUCAACGCUCUAGAGGAGAUGAUUGGUAUCUGUGGGUCUUUACUGACUCUUCGGGAGGGGGUUGUCUACUUUGUGCAUCAGUCGGCAAAGGACUUCCUGUUAAAGAACGAAUCGAAGAGAAUCUACCCACAAGGUGUAACACAGGAAAACCAUACUAUCGCCUCAAGGUCGAUCCAGGUCAUGUCGAGAACACUCCGACGCGAUGUGUACGACCUACGCGCGCCCGGGUUCCCAAUCGACCAAGUCAAGCCGCCCAAACCCGAUCCACUAGCGCCAGUCCAGUAUUCUUGCAUCUACUGGGUCAACCAUCUGGAGGUCAGGGAUGCUGUUGGAAAGGAACAGCGCGGCAAAAGCCUUCAGGACAGCGAAACGGUCUAUACAUUCUUAGAGCAGCACUACCUUCACUGGCUGGAAGCGCUUAGUCUUCUCAGGAGCGUAUCAGAAGGUAUCCUUCAAUUAUCUAAGUUGGCACAUCUAGCCCAGGUGUCAACAGAAACAUCUAAGCUAGCGCAGCUAGCUUGGGAUGGACUCCGGUUUAUUCGGACGCAUAGAGCAGGCAUAGAGAGUAGCCCUCUCCAGACGUAUGCAUCAGCACUCAUAUUCAGCCCAGUGCAUAGCUUUACAAGGAAGCUGUUUCAUCAGGAGGAGCCUACAUGGAUAGUCACAAAGCCUACUAUGGAAGACAAGUGGAAUGCAUGUCUACAGACACUUGAAGGCCAUAGUGGUAGCGUUGUCUCAGUAGCCUUCUCAGGAGAUAGCACGCAGCUAGCGUCAGCGUCCUGGGACAGUACUAUUAAGGUCUGGGAUAACGCUACAGGCCAGUGUCUCCAGACACAGGAGGGCCAUUGCUCCUCUGUUAACUCAGUGGCCUUUUUAGGCAAUAGCACGCAGCUAGCGUCAGCAUCUUGUGACGGUGUCGUUAAGGUCUGGGACAGCGCCACAGGUCAAUGUCUCUGGACGCUUGAGGGCCAUAGUGACUCCGUCAGCUCAGUGGUUUUCUCAGGCGAUGGCAAGCAGCUGGCGUCAGCGACACACGACAGCUGCGUGCCAUCGCAGGACAACACCAUCAAGGUCUGGGACGGCGCUACGGGCCAAUAUCUCCGGACGCUCAAGGGCCAUAGUGACCCCAUAACCUCAGUGGCAUUCUCAGGCGAUAACACGCAGCUAGCGUCAGCAUCGCGCGACCACACUGUCAAGGUCUGGGACAGCGUCACAGGCCAGUGUCUCCAGACGCUCAAGGGCCAUCGCAGCACUGUUAGGUCAGUGGCCUUCUUGGGCAAUAGCACGCAGCUGGCGUCAGCAUCAAACGACAACACCGUCAAGGUCUGGGACAGCGCCACAGGCCAGUGUCUUCAAACGCUAGAGGGCCAUAGCCGCUCUGUUACGUCAGUGACCUUCUCAGGCGAUAGCACACAGCUGGCAUCAGCGUCAGAUGACUAUACUGUCAAGGUCUGGGAUAACACUGUAGGCCAGUGUCUCCAGACGCUUCAGCGUCAUAGCGACUUCAUUAGGUCAGUGGCCUUCUCAGGCGAUGGCACGCAGUUGGCGUCGGCAUCAAACGACCGCACCGUUAAGGUCUGGGACAGCGCCACAGGCCAGUGUCUCCAAACGCUAGAGGGCCAUUGCAACCAGGUUAACUCAGUGGCCUUCUCAGGCGAUGGUACGCAGCUAGCGUCAGCAUCAAACGACCGCACCGUUAAGGUCUGGGAGGGCGCCACAGGCCAGUGUCUUCAAACGCUCGAGGGCCAUAGCCGCUCUGUUACGUCAGUGACCUUCUCAGGCGAUAGCACACAGCUGGCGUCAGCAUCAAACGACAACACCGUCAAGGUCUGGGACAGCGCUACGGGCCAGUGUCUCUGGACGCUUAAGGGUCAUAGUAACCCCGUAACCUCAGUGGCAUUCACAGGCGAUAGCACGCAGCUGGCUUCAGCAUCUUGCGAAGGCAUCAUCAAGGUCUGGGACAGCGCCACGGGCCUGUGUCUCCAGACGCUAGAGGGCCACAGUCGUUGUGUCUACUCAGUGGUCUUCUCAGGCGAUAGCACGCAGCUGGCUUCAGCAUCUUGCGACGGCAUCAUCAAGGUCUGGGACAGCGCCACGAUUCAGUGUCUCCGGACGCUUAAUAUCGGUCGAUCGCUUCGAUAUAUCUCCUUCUCAAAAACCGAUUCGCAUCUUCUCUACACGGAAAUAGGUGUCAUCGAUCUAGAAAGGCCACCUACUUCUACUGUAAAUACAACAGCAUCACUACCGCUGACGAGUGCAAUGGAAACGCCGCGUUUUCAUAGCUAUGCAAUUAGUGGUGACGGGAUGUGGAUUACAAGGAACUCUGUAAACCUGUUGUGGCUGCCGCCAGAGUAUCGGCCGACAGAGCACAGUGCGGUAUCAGCUGUAGCAGGAUCUACAGUAGGCAUCGGCUAUGCUUCAGGCCGUGUUUUGGUUUUUCGAUUCUCAGAGGACGCGGCAGGUGCUUAA
Messenger RNA from Colletotrichum spaethianum, 4368 nucleotides. RefSeq names its product vegetative incompatibility protein HET-E-1. The record is from RefSeq and is a predicted model, not a curated record. Gene Ontology annotation, cellular component: nucleus; transcription repressor complex. Gene Ontology annotation, molecular function: protein binding. Lineage: Eukaryota; Fungi; Ascomycota; Sordariomycetes; Glomerellales; Glomerellaceae. The coding region runs from base 1 to 4368 and encodes 1455 amino acids. The transcript is spliced from 6 exons. Gene Ontology annotation, biological process: negative regulation of transcription by RNA polymerase II.